This is a messenger RNA of Calypte anna (Anna's hummingbird), 4958 nucleotides long. RefSeq names its product AU RNA binding methylglutaconyl-CoA hydratase (gene AUH). Gene Ontology annotation, molecular function: enoyl-CoA hydratase activity. Gene Ontology annotation, cellular component: mitochondrion. Bases 37 to 993 code for a protein of 318 amino acids. The record is from RefSeq and is a predicted model, not a curated record. The transcript has 10 exons. Lineage: Eukaryota; Metazoa; Chordata; Aves; Apodiformes; Trochilidae. Gene Ontology annotation, biological process: fatty acid beta-oxidation.
AGAGGCUGAGGCGGUGCUGGCGGCGAAGGCAGCAGCAUGGCGGCGGCGCUGGGCGGCCUGGGCCUCCUGCAAGGCCGAGUCAGGCUGGCAGCCGCAGCAGCAGCCGCCGCGACUUUUUCCCUCGGCCGUUGCGGACACCGAGCGCCGGUGAUACCCUGGGCCGGGAGGAGCUACGGUUCCCAUGCAAAGGAAGAGGAGGAGCUGCGGGUCCGGUAUCUGGAUGACGAACACCAAGGAAUUGUGGUGCUUGGAUUAAACAGAUCUUAUGCCAAGAAUGCACUUAGCAAAAAUCUUUUGAAAAUGAUGUCAAAAGCUGUGGAUGCUUUGAAAUCUGAUAAGAAAGUACGAACUGUUAUAUUCCGGAGUGAAGUCCCAGGGAUAUUCUGUGCUGGUGCUGACCUAAAAGAAAGAGCAAAAAUGCACUCAAGUGAAGUUAGUUCUUUUGUCUCAAAAGCAAGAGCAACUAUUAAUGAAAUGGCUAAUCUGCCUGUACCUACUAUUGCUGCAAUAGAUGGAGCUGCAUUAGGUGGUGGCCUAGAACUUGCAUUGGCCUGUGAUAUAAGAGUGGCAGCCUCUUCUGCUAAAAUGGGCCUGGUUGAAACAAAGUUAGCAAUCAUUCCAGGUGCAGGGGGGACACAGAGAUUACCCCGCACAAUUGGAGUGUCUUUGGCAAAAGAACUAAUCUUCUCUGCACGUAUUGUAGAUGGUGAGGAAGCAAAAUCAAUAGGAUUGAUUAGCCAUGUGGUAGAACAGAACGAAGCAGGGGAUGCUGCAUACAGAAGAGCAUUAGCUCUAGCAAAAGAAUUUUUACCUCAGGGACCAGUAGCAAUGAGAGUUGCGAAACUUGCCAUCAAUCAGGGAAUGGAGGUCGACUUGGUGACAGGUUUAGCAAUUGAAGAAGCUUGUUACGCUCAGACUAUUCCAACAAAAGAUAGAAUUGAAGGUCUUCUUGCAUUUAAGGAGAAGAGACCACCUCGCUACAAGGGAGAAUAAAAGAAGCUGAUGCCUUUAAUAUACAGGGGAUAAAAGUACUGCUGUGAGGAACAUUAAGUUGUACUUUGCAUACUCAUCUGGAAUAUCACAGCCAUGAAAGUAAAAGCAAAUCAUACUGAUGUUACAACAUUUUGAAUGUGUCCAUCCAUACUUGUACUGGGUCCAAAUAGAAAUAUGUUUCAAAUCAUGCUUGUUACGAUUUCUGAAGAUUUAACUGUGUAUUUAUUGUCAAGGCCAUAGGCUCAUGAAGGACUUAAAAAUUUCAUAUGUGUGAAACAUGACAUUCCACAAUUGAAAAUGCUCUGUAAAUUCUUCAUAUAGACAAAACUUGUAUGUGGUGUUAAGUAUAAAUCUGCUGUAUCAUUUUAUCAAAGCAAAAGUUACUACUGACCACCAAAAUAAGAAAUUGUACAACAUAGGUAUUAAAAUUACUCUGUAUAUCAGUAAAAAGUAUAUUUGAGUAUUCUACCCAAAUAUGUACAUUAUUAAUAAAGCUAAGAGAAAAUAAAAGGACUGUAGUUUGUAAAAUGCUACGCUUCAUUUAUCUGACAUACACUAUUCUAAAUAAAAUGAAAUCAGCUUUAGCAUAUAAUGGCAUCCUUUUGAUUAAGUCAUUGCCAUUACAUUCACUUAGUUGUGUUAAAUGAAGAAAUUUUCAAGAGUAGCCUGUAAUGAUUCAUGCUUGUAAGUUAAACAUGGAGUUGUUUUGAAUUCUUCCAACAUAUUAUCUGAACAACACUGUUGUGAAGGAACUUUAUUUCACAUCCUGCACUCGUUUUAAAUGUUUGAUGAUUGCAAUGAAGAAUGUGGGGUAGGGUUGCGACUAAUGCACUGUUAAAGAAACUAGAAUUUUCUUAAGCUUUAGAACAUUUGUUUUACAGUUCCUGACAAUCUAUAUUUAUAUACAACAGGGAUGAUUUUGAAGUGUUCUUUGUUCUGUGGCAACCUCAGUGUUCUUUUCAUACACUGAGAGAGAAAUCCAAUAGAUUAUAAGGUGAGAAAACUUGUGACUCAUACGGUAUGUUUGCUGUGGAUAUGCCAUAUAACCUGGAAAUAACCUCUUUAAAAACUUGUUAACUUGUCUGAAAAUAAACAUAGCUUAGCAGUCAGAGGUGUCUUUUCACAUGAAACCAAAUUUUUUUGUUAUAAUUUGUAGGGUUUUUUUGUUUUAUUUGGUUAGCACUGGCUCACAAAAUUUGUGCAUGCUCUGCUUUUUCUGCAGCAUUAACUGUGGUCAUUGUCCAUAUCCAUAUCAUUUAAAUUCAUAUUGAGACAUAUAAUUACAUGUUAAUUGAUAAUAACUAGUAGGGCAUACACUUUGUUGACUGGUAAACUUGCUGAGUCAAGCAUUUCAUCCACAAUCAUAUUCAAAUACAGUGCCAGUGCUUGUUUUGAUAGUUAUAUAAAGACUAGGGGGUCAUUUUAUGAUGUUUUUGAAAUGCCAACAUAUCAUUUUCAUUUUUACUGAGUAGGAAUGAUUAUGCUAAUAGUAGAAAAAAUAUUAAGUCUAUGCUGAUGGGUUUCUGUUUCAUAACUUUGAUAAACAGUCUGGUUACCGAGCUGCCUCUUUUUCUAACAAGCACUGAUUAAGUAGCUUCUGUGAAUGUGUAUUUUAAAAAAUCUAGUAACUUCAAAUACUAUGAACGUAAGAUGGUGUAGAUUUGUGCCUUUAACCAACAUUCAUAUCCAUGCUCUUCUAGGACUGCUUUUAACCAACUGCAUUCAGGAUCACAAAAAUCAAGAUGAGUCAUGUGCAGCUGUUUCAUAUCUUCCUCGUUGUUCUUUGAUACAUUUAGCUGUUAACAGAUUUGUUGAACAGAACAAAAAACAACAGGUCUUCCCAGCGCAGGAGAGAACACAGUAUCAUGCUCCUUGGAAUCUGGUUUUGGUAGACUUGCAGAAUAAAGGAAGGUGUUUGGUGCUAGGGUCACUUUGCAUACCAAAACCAAUUCAUAGAUGCAAAGUGAAAAGAGUAAUUAAAGCACCUUAAUUUAUCAUCAACUUAAUUUUUACUUCAUUGCUUUUUCCAUAGAUGCAAAUCCCUGAAUAGGUGUCUUCUGAGAUCAGAGAGAGGAUUUAUUUACAAACUUAAAAAAUAUAAUUGAAAAUUAUUGGUGUUUUGUGGUGCACAUUGAACAAAAUCUGUUUUCAUGUGUCAUUGUAGGAUUUUGGCUUUGUUCUUGCACCUAAUGACACUGCUGAAAAACCAUAGGACUUGUCGUUGUCUAGUGAGGCUGAUACAGUCAGUGUUCACAAAGCAUGACAGUAAUCAUAGAAGAUGUAUUUAUUUUAAGAUACUGUUUUUCUUCACACUUCUGGUAAGACAAUUGUCUCAAGAAAUGGGAAAAAGAAGAAUAAUUGCACACAUAUAAACGGAAAGGGGAAUUCUGUUCAGGUAAAGGUAAUGAAAUUCCUCUUGUGUGUUUUGAAGUAUUACAAAGACUAGUUUUUCUGUUCAUACCUGUUUGUUCUGUUUAUUUUCUAUUGGCUUUUGUUUUCUCUGAGUCUGGAUCUCAGACAUUAAGGUGCAGGGAACACUUAGAAAUUUGUAUGGAUUGUUUUCACUUUGAUAACGUUGAUAUUUUAUAAGCAAAGUUAGGAAAGUUUUUUAAAUUUUCCCAAGGGUAAUGAUCAUGAAAUGAUCAUGCUAUCAUCAAAGAUUACAUAGCAUAACUUUUUUAUCAUAGAUUUAAAUCAUGUUCAGUUUCAGCCUUGGGGCAGAAUUGAAUAGAAGUUUCCUCAUGUGUUCAGAAUAGAGUGUGUUUGUGCAAUGCAUUCAUUAUGCAUUGUAUCUGUGUGUUUACUGACACAUCAUAUCCCUGCGUAUGUGUAUGCAUAUGUCUGCUUAUAAAUAAAGUUCUUCAGACUCUCAGAGAAGACUAACCCCACUCAGGAUGUGAUUGUGCUGUUUUACUCCAAGAACUGGUUUCUGCAAGAGCAUUACCAGCAAAGACCUUGAACCCCACAAAGCAUUUACCAUAACUGCUACAAGUACACAUGAGUACAGUGUGUAAGUUCUGUAACACAGGAAUUCUGCCAGAGAAGCAGCAGACAUGGAGCAAGGAGAGGCACAUAUAUUACCAUGUGUUGAUCACAUCUGAUAGUUCAAGGCUAGAGUAAAUGUUGCAGUAGUUGAAGUGAGUUCUAUGUUUCAACAGAGGUGUGGCAUCCAGAUAGCACAUUCCUCCUAGUUCUGUAUUAUCGUUUGCUUCUGCAGUUUGGACAGGCCUACUGCAAUCAUGAGCAGCUCAUUAAUCAACAACUGUCGUAGAUUGUAAGAUCAGCCUCCACCUCUCUUAAAUAAGUCUAGCUUAGAUUUAAUCUUCAAAUUUUAUCUAGUAGAUAAUUAUUCCAAGGACACUCAUUCACAUGGGAAGAAAUAUGAAGUAUGUUAAAAGAAUUUAUUACAGGGGGUGUGAGCAGUCUGUGUCAAUGCUAAGUCCUGUUUUACUACUUGAGUUCAAAAUAGUACAUUAACCCUCUAAGGCAUAGUCUGUACAUGUAUGUUAAUAAACACUUCAAAGUUCUGGCUAGUGACUAUUGGUCUUUGAUGGUAAUUUCAGAAGCAUAUGCUAAUAAAACUUUUGUAACAUUAAAGAGAUGAGAAUGUGUUGCUGUUUUCUUGUGGCACAUUAUAACUACUUUAGAAGAACAGGAAAAGUUCAUUUGUUUUUUUAGUAACUUAUACAGUAAGUUGCUGCUUCUUUAUUCUAGCAACUGCUAAUUGACUUAAUUUUUCCUUAAGUAUAAGGGACUUACGAUACUGUGAUACUGUGUUUGGCUCCAUUCUUUCUAGCAUGUUAGAAAAUCUGAUGCUAGUUAUACAGAUUCUUUUAAAAUGUAUCUUUUUCAUACAGCUUAGAAAGACAAAGUUUGAAAUUUUAAUUUUAAGGAUAGAAUUAUGGAGGUUGCAUUUUAAUUACAUAUAAAUUAUAUAUAUAAGUAAUAAAUCUGUAUGUUUAUGC